Molecule: messenger RNA, 3476 nt
Organism: Capra hircus (goat)
Lineage: Eukaryota; Metazoa; Chordata; Mammalia; Artiodactyla; Bovidae
Gene: ARRDC5
Product: arrestin domain containing 5
Exons: 4
Coding region: 1968-3032 (354 amino acids)
Biological process (GO): protein transport
Cellular component (GO): cytoplasm
Source: RefSeq, a predicted model, not a curated record
GUCAGUUCUGCCAUCAAUACUACCACCAUGGCCGUGCCAUAUUCGGGUCAUCCUUGCUAUUGUCCAGACUGUGGACACCAGGCAGACGCUUUACCGGCUGAGCCACCAGGGAAGCCGUCAUGAGGGUCCUAGUAAAUGAAAAAGAGUGGCGAGAGGAUCAAGUCAGAGAAGUGAGAAUGGAAACAGAGGAUGGAACGAUGAAAGCAAAAGGCGAAGGGUAUGGGAAACCUCUAGAAACUGGAAAAGACAAGGGACAAAUUCUUUCCUAGAAUUCUAGAACGUAAUCCUGCCAACACCUUGACUUUAGCUCCAUUUCACGCUUCGGACCUCCAGAACUGUAAGAGAACUCAGUUGUCUUGUUUGAAAGCAUGGAAUUUGCGGACAUUUGCUACAGCAGCCAUAGGAAUACACUCCAAUCACAAAGUCGAGAUGCUCCUAUUAAUUUUCCCUCACUUUCAGGAUUUCACCAACACAGCUGAAUGCGUUUAUCGAAACUAAGCCAUCAGCUACGUGGCAACCAUGUUGUAGAUGUGAGCAGGUAGCCAGGCCUCCCCAACCUUGUGUGGCAGGUGAGGUCUUCCAUACUGACAUCUCUUGACAAGAACCCAGCCCAUUCCUGGCAAGAGCAUAGCCUCUCUUUGUGCCUGCUGUCAAAAUUCAGCAUAGCUGAAAAAGAAAUAGACCCUAUAUUCCUCAUGUACAUUUGGUGCAGGGCACACAAUCCAGCCUCCUUGGAUAUCUGAAGUUAAGCAACACAGAAAGAGGUGUCUGGUUUUCCCUGCAGAAAAGACCUUGAGCAGUGGUGAUGAUGGGCCCCACCCAAUCUCUCUACUCAUUUCAAGAAAGUCAGAGGGGUUGCUUGGGUUAAUUAACAAUCAUGAACAAGAAACUAUGCCAAGCAUCUUUAAAAGAAGCUUACCAAUCAGUUGGAAAAGCAAAAUGUUAAUGUCUGCAAAAGACAUCACAUCAAAUACAGCAAGAUAUGACAUAGUCAUGAGGCCUGCCAGAGCCUGGAGAACAGACACUUCCUAAAGCUUCUUCUGUUUUUCUGUCCCUCCUACUUAGGCACCGGCCUACAUGCAGAUCAGGCACCAUGAGGGUGCAAAUGGCUUCAGUUUCCCUUUUGCAAAAUGAUAUGCACUUGACAAUCAUUAAGUCAUUGAGCAGACUUUAACUGCCCUCCCUUGUCUGCACCAGGCCCUGGGUCCAGCAAACCAAGUCCCACUCUAUAGGGACUUCUUGGCAGUGGAGAAGCAGGAAGGAAGGACAGGCACCAGUUGUGUAGGGAGCUGGUGCUUUGUGAUGGUAUCCAUGAUCACGUGGAUACCAUCUCCAAGACACAGCAAAUCCCAUGUUCUAGAUAUCGCUAUCAUUUUCCUUCUAAUACACAUUAAUAGAAAUAGAGAGCUAUUAAAGAGAAAAUGAUUGGGACUUUCCUGGCAGUCCAGUGGAUAAGACUCCACACUGUCACUGCUGAGGUCACAGGUUCAAUCCCUGGGCAGGGAACUAAGAUCCCACAAACUGCACGGUAUAGCCAAAAAAAAAAAAAAAGUGAAAAUGAUUAUCUGCAUAGGACCCAGCAUCCAUGGGUGAACCCUGAGAGGGGUGCAUGUGCCGCAGCUGGGGGCCAUCCAACGGGGCAAAAGAUACCCCUGGGCUCAUCCCCUCUCCAUCUGUAAAUGAAGCUGAUGGUGCACGUCUCACCAGAGAUCCUGGGAGAUUUCUUCCCACCCAGGCCCCAGACAUCUGGCAAGAUGACAGGUGCUCCCUGUCUGCCAAGAAUAUUGCUAUCUUGUAGUUUUCUUAUUUGUUAUUUCCUAGAAAAAAGAGGUCAGGCUGCCAUUUCAUCAACCAGUGAGGCCUUUGGGAUUGUCAAACUGCCGCCCACCCCCAACAACCUUGCCCCCACCAAUCCUGGCCACUGGGAACCCCUUCCCGGAACCCUGGCUGGCUGAUGUCACAGACAGAUGACCUCACUGCGGCCGAGGAUCUCUGUGACAUGGGGGAGGGGGAAGGAUGUUUCUCCGUCACCCCAACCCCCCAUGUCUGUGGUGAAGUCGAUCGAAUUAGUGCUGCCCAAGGAUGCAGUCUACCUGGCCGGCUGCACCAUCGAAGGACAGGUGGUCCUAACUCUGAACAGCACCCUGGUGGACCCCAUCGUGAAGGUGGAGCUCGUGGGAAGAGGUUACGUGGAGUGGAAUGAAGAAACUGGGGCGUCCCGCGAUUAUAGCAGAGAAGUUAUUUGCAACAACAAGGCUGACUACGUGCACAAGACAAAGACAUUCCCAGUGCAGGAUAAUUGGUUAAGUGCAGGCAGCCACACCUUUGACUUCCAUUUCAACUUACCUCCCAGGCUCCCUUCCACCUUCACCAGCAAAAUCGGCAACGUCUUUUACUUCGUGCAGGCAUCCUGCAUGGGUCGGGAGCACAUUCUAGCCAAGAAGAAAAUAUACUUGAUGGUUCAAGGCACUUCCUCGAUUUUCCACGCAGAAAAAUCAUUGCAGAACCCUCUGUUGGUGGAGGCUGAGAAGAAGGUGUCUUACAACUGCUGCAGCCAGGGCACCAUCUGCCUGCAGGUCCAGAUGGAAAAGAAUACCUUCACACCGGGGGAGAGGGUCAUUUUCACCACGGAAGUCAACAACCAGACCAGCAAGUGCAUUAAGACGGUCAUCUUCGCCCUCUAUGCUCACGUGCACUACGAGGGCUUCACGCCCAACGCGGAGCGCCGCUCCAGGGUGGAGAGCAGUGAGCUGCUCAGGCAGGAGGCCAACACCCACAUCACGGCCUUCAACACCACCAAGAUCGUCAGCACUUUCCACCUCCCGCCCGUGCUGUCCGUGAGCGGUAGCGGUUCACAGGACAGCGAGAUCAUGAACACCCAGUACGAGCUGGUCAGCACCGUCCACCUGCCCUGGUCCCUGACCAGCGUCAAGGCCAAGGUGCCCAUCAUUAUCACCAGCAACCCCGUGGACUCAAACCAGACCGCUGCGGGCUGCCGGACCAGGGCGGUGUUACCCGUGAGCCCGGAUUGACAGAAUUAAAUGCCCAAACGUCUAAAUAUUAAAAGUUUUAUCAGACUCUAAGGUAGAUCUUUCCUUCACCUCGCACAAUGGCCUUUGGAUGAGUGUGCCUGUGGGCAGCAUGUGACCCAAACCUCCCCAAGCUCCAGCUGUGCAGGCAUCCACUUCUCCCAUCCCAAGAAAGAUCUGUAAAUGACAGGAGAGGCCAGAGCCUUCCAGCCUGACAAAACCUUCCAGGACUUGCCCCGGUUGGCACCCCAGGCCCAUCUCCUUGCUUACUCUUGCACUACCUAGAUAAGGGAUCCCCCACUGGGAGUGACCCUGCCCUCCAGAGGAUAUUGGCAAAGUCUGGUUGUAUAGGUUGUCCCGACUGAAGGGAGCAGCGUGUGCUCCUGGCAUUCACUGGGUGGGGGCCAGGGAUGCUGCUCCACAGUGCCCAGGACAGCCCCCACGGAG